Messenger RNA from Frieseomelitta varia, 3487 nucleotides. It is a transcript of the gene superdeath, whose product is annotated as aminopeptidase N. Gene Ontology annotation, molecular function: peptide binding; metalloaminopeptidase activity; zinc ion binding. The coding region runs from base 463 to 3417 and encodes 984 amino acids. Gene Ontology annotation, biological process: proteolysis; peptide catabolic process. The transcript is spliced from 15 exons. The record is from RefSeq and is a predicted model, not a curated record. Gene Ontology annotation, cellular component: cytoplasm. NCBI's taxonomy places the organism in Eukaryota, Metazoa, Arthropoda, Insecta, Hymenoptera, Apidae.
GCGUGAUCCGGAAGACCGGCAUGCAGGUGGAAGGAUGUGGAGGUUAAGGCGAUAUUCGCAGCGAUCGACGGGGAGUAAUCGAUCGGGCCGGGCAGGAUGCGACGGUGAUGGCAAAGGAGAGGAUCGAGGAAGUAACGAAGGCUGGAAUGCGCGGCCAGUCUCGCGCGAACCAUCGAGCCGAGCGGGUAGAUUCACGACGCGUCGUCUCGUCUCUCUCCUGUGUUCUUCGUUCGGCGAUCGUUGUCGAUUGGCAACUAACUGGCUCUACGUUUCCAAGUCGAAGCUGAAAGCUGUCCAUCGCGUGAUAUAUAAACCGUACUGUGUCGUCCGUGUGUGUCCGUUUUUCACCGAGUUUUCACUUCUCAUCACUGCGGAGCAAUUCCACGUGAUUUCCACGGGGCUCUUUGGCAAUUUAUACCAAGCCGCCGCCGCUCAGUUAACUGUUCAUGGUUUACGCGUGAUAUGACCCAGUCCCGCGAGGUUUUGGCGAUGAUGGACACACACACGACAACGUUCGGACGUAAAAGAGGCUGCACAGUCUCCCCCUGCGGCGCUUUCCUCUUCGGCGCUGCCUUCCUCGUAUCCUUGGUUGUGACCGGGCUUCUGGUCUAUCAUCUCGCCCCGUGUCUCGAGGAUAAGCUCGUUAAAUCGUGCAACAAUUUCGGCAAUUCGGUGUUCGAGGGCCGCGGCCUGUUCAACAAAGACACGUACGGCAAGAAGAAACUGGACGUCCGGCUACCAAGCUCCGUGGUGCCCGAUUCGUAUGAGUUGGGCCUGAUACCGUUCAUACAAGUGGGAAACUUCACAUUCCAUGGCGAGGUGAGGAUUCUGGUGAACGUUACGGAGGACGCGAGGAACGUGACGUUGCACGCGGCGGACAUGCACAUCGACGAAAGUUUCACGAACAUCAGGGAGUACUCGAACGCGAGCGUAAAGGCGGAUAGGAUAAUCAAAAUCACGGAGCAGAGGAACGACACCGAACGGCAGUUUUACGUGAUUAGAACGUCAGACACGUUGAAGAGCGGCAGGCAAUACAUGGUGCAUCUAAAGUUUGUUGGCCAUUUGAACGACAACUUGCAAGGCUUCUACAGAAGCUCGUACACCGUUGGCAGUCAGACGAGAUGGAUCGCCGCGUCACAAUUCCAGCCGACAGAUGCGCGACGCGCUUUCCCGUGUUUCGACGAGCCAGCGCUGAAAGCCACGUUUAAGAUCAGCAUCGCCCGCCCGAAGAACAUGACAUCCAUCUCGAACAUGCGUCGAAUAGGAGAGCCUAUGCCUGUGCCAGGUUUACCGACAUACGUGUGGGACCAUUACGAACGCUCGGUGCCGAUGUCCACUUACCUGGUCGCCUUCAUCGUCUCGGACUUCGAAAUGUUGAAGUCCGAAUUUGGACACUUCAGAGUUUGGGCGAGGAGCGACGCUAUCGAGCAAGCACGCUACACUCUGGACAUCGGGCCGAGGAUACUCGAGUAUUACGAGGACUAUUUCAAGAUUAAGUUCCCCUUGCCCAAGAUGGAUACUGUUGCUCUGCCUGAUUUUUCAGCAGGUGCUAUGGAAAACUGGGGCUUAAUCACAUGCAGAGAAACUGCCAUGCUUUACCAAGAAGGCGUCUCGACCAGCAGUAAUCAGCAACGAGUGGCCACGGUGAUAUCUCACGAACUUGCUCAUCAAUGGUUUGGUAACUUGGUGACUCCGAGUUGGUGGUCGGAUCUAUGGUUGAACGAAGGCUUCGCCAGUUACAUGGAAUACAUCGGUGUGAACGCAGUGGAGCCAACGUGGAAAGUUUUGGAGCAAUUCGUUGUACACGAUUUGCACAAUGUUUUCGGUUUGGACGCGUUAGAAUCGUCGCACCAAAUAUCGAUCGAGGUCGAACAUCCCGACGAGAUAAGUGAAAUUUUCGACCGGAUUUCUUACGAAAAAGCUGCUUCCAUAAUAAGAAUGAUGGAUCAUUUCCUUACCAACGAAGUGUUCAAACAAGGUCUAACGAAUUAUUUGAAUGGAAAAGCGUAUAAGAGCGCCGAGCAAAAUGAUUUGUGGGAUGCCUUGACAAAACAAGCGCACAAUGAUAAAGUUCUCGAUCCAAAGAUAACAGUAAAACAAAUUAUGGAUACCUGGACCCUCCAGACUGGUUUUCCAGUGAUCACAGUUAUCCGAGAUUAUAACACUGGCUCAGUGACGCUGACGCAGGAACGUUUCAUGCUUCGCAAUGGCACCACAGUAACCACAUCGAGUGUCGAACCACUGUGGUGGGUACCAGUCACAUACACGACUGAAAGUCAAUUAGAUUUCAAUGCAACUCAACCGUCUCAAUGGAUGAAAGCAGAAAAAUCGAUCACGCUGUCGAAUCUGAACUGGGUCCCCUCGGAGUGGGUGAUCUUCAAUAUUCAAGAAACUGGAUACUAUAGAGUGAACUACGACAGGAAGAAUUGGCAGUUGAUAAUCAAGCAAUUGAACAAGGAGUCGUUUAGAAAUAUUUCGACGAUCAAUCGUGCCCAGUUAAUUGAUGAUGCGCUUAAUUUGGCAAGAGCUGGAAGACUGGAUUACGCCAUUGCGUUGGAUGUCACGUCGUAUUUAGCUCACGAGACUGAAUACCUGCCUUGGAAGGCUGCCUUCACUGCCAUGCAUUAUUUGGACAGCAUGCUGAUCAAAAUGCCGAGCUACGACAAAUUUCGAGUAUACGUUUUGAAAUUACUCGACAAUGUGUACAAGCAAGUCGGUUUCAAAGAUAGCCCCCGAGAUCCUCAGCUGACGGUAUUCACUCGCAUCGAUGUGCUAACAUGGGCUUGUAACUUCGGCCACGAAGAUUGCGUGCAGAAUGCGGUCAGACAAUUUUACAAUUGGCGUAACACACCUAGUCCCGACAAAAACAAUCCGAUCUCCCCAAAUCUGAAGAUGGUCGUCUACUGCACGGCUAUUCGAUUCGGUGGACAAAUCGAAUGGGACUUCGCUUGGCAGAGGUAUUUGGAGACGAACGUCGGUUCUGAGAAGGAUUUGCUUUUGCAUGCUCUCGGCUGUACCAGAGAAACGUGGCUUCUCAGUCGUUAUUUAGAUUGGAUGAUCACGGAGAACUCGGGGAUCAGGAAGCAAGACGCCGGUCGUGUUCUAAAUUCCAUUGCCAGCAACCCUAUUGGACAACCACUGGCGUUCAAUUUCCUCAGGAAUAAAUGGGAUCGUCUUCGAAAAUACUUCGGCACGUCGUUACUGAUUAUGAACAAUAUCGUGAAAUCAGCCACCAGAGGUAUUAACACCAAAUAUGACCUUAAAGAUCUACUGGAGUUCACCAACGAGCAUAUAGGAGAGUUCGGUAGUGCAACGAGGUCGAUGCAGCAGUCGAUAGAGCAAGCAGAGGCGAAUAUUCGAUGGGUGGAAGCCAAUCGCGUUACGAUUCAAGAUUGGUUGAAAAGGAACACCGCGUAACGACGAAAAACGAAACGGAUUAGCAUUGCAUAAAUUCAACUGUCGAUGUUCAAAGGGGCCGAUUAAAAUU